Molecule: messenger RNA, 1807 nt
Organism: Bactrocera tryoni
Lineage: Eukaryota; Metazoa; Arthropoda; Insecta; Diptera; Tephritidae
Product: proton-coupled folate transporter-like
Exons: 9
Coding region: 164-1777 (537 amino acids)
Biological process (GO): transmembrane transport
Cellular component (GO): membrane
Molecular function (GO): transmembrane transporter activity
Source: RefSeq, a predicted model, not a curated record
GGAAGUAUAGCUAUACCGGCGGUGCGUGAAAUCGAAAACCAAUUGCCGACUAAUAAAAAACAUUGCAAUAUAAUUUCAAUGAAAAAAAAUUAAAAUUAAGAUAUAAAAAUAAAACUAAAAAAGAUACUAUAACUUUCACAAACGAACGAGUUUUCCAGGAAAAAUGGCGGACCGCAAAGAAAAAACUAUACUCGAUACACCCGAAGGUAUUGGCAUGUCUUUCGAACAACUCACGUUCGAUGCUGAGGGAAAUUGUUUACCACCAGCUUAUAUACCGACUAACAGCCCAAAUGAGAAAGAACAUACGGAUGAGCCCACAGCGGAAGACCCGCUUAAGCCAGAGUCAAAGCCUAAAGUACGUAGGCGCAUUUUGACCUUAGAAUUGCCGGUAUUUCUGAUAUUUCUCUCGAUCAUGCUAUCGGGUCCAGUUAUGUUGAAUCAAGAACUUUAUCAAACUUGUGUCGCCGUCUAUCACUACAAUGAGACAGAGUGUGAACCGCUGCGCGGUAUUAUACCCAAAACUGAGGAGGCAAAGGCAAUCGAAAAUCAACUUCAACCUUAUGUGGCCCGUAUAACAAUGACAACCUCUAUGCUACAUAAUGUAUGGCCGGGUAUACUAGUUCUUUUUGUGGGGCCAUGGUCGGAUAAAUUUGGUCGACGUCCAGUCUUGCUAGUGAGCUUUACGGCCGUUUUCAUUGGUCACAUAAUAACUACAAUAUUAGUAACUUUUUCCAAAGCGCUAGCAUUGAACCCUUGGUUCUACUUGUUAGGCGGCCUGCCAGCUACAAUUGUCGGUGGCAAUUGCGCUAUGACAACUAUAGUCUUCUGCUAUAUAUCUGACAUUUCUAGUAUGGAAAAUAAAGCGAAGCGUAUAUUCUUUGUAGACAUGGCUAUGGGUGUCGGUGUGGUACUCGGCAAUGUAUUGAGCAGUUAUUUGUUACGUCGCACCAGUGUCGCCAUAGUGUGUGCCACAUCGGCUACGCUUGUACUGAUAGGUUUAAUGUAUAUAUUCUUUUUCAUCGACGAAAGUUUCGAUACAGAAAAAACCACAUUAUCGCAUAAGGCGAAGAGUUUCUUCGAUUUCGGACUGAUAAAAGAUCUCGUGAAGACUUGUGUGGCAAAGCGUCCAAAUUAUGGCCGAGCCAUUAUUGGCUGUACGAUUUCCAUAUUAAUGGUAACCAGCUUUAUUAUGCACGGUGAACAGGGUGUCUUCUACUUGUUCUUACGCAACAAAUUCAAUGUGACAUUACAGCAGUUUACCUACUUUGUAGCCACUUUAAUCACAAUUAAGAUGGUCGGAUGUGGCAUAGCCUUCACCGUCUUCAGAAAGUUUUUCAAACUUCCUUAUUCCACCAUUGCUAUGAUGGGUUUAGCCGGUUGUGUGCUUGAUCAUCUUACACGUGGUUUGGCGCAAGAAUUCUGGCAAAUGUAUAUGGCUUCCUCUUUCGGUCUGAUGUCAGGCAUCACGGGCCCGAUGUUGCAAGCAAUCGUUGCACUGGCGGUGCCCUCAAAUGAACUCGGUAAAAUCUACUCACUAGUAUCGUGCGCACAGACAAUGUCACCGUUGUUGUCGGCGCCCUUGUAUACCUUCAUCUACAACCAAACAUUGAAUUUUUAUCCUGCAUUUUUCAAUUUUAUUACGACGGGGCUAUAUCUGGAGUGCUUCUGUGUUAUGAUUUUGAUAAAUUAUUACGAGCGACGAGUGGCUAAGAGAGUAAAGGCAACUGACACCGAAAAUGGAGAAAAGGUAAAAUCUGGAAACAAUCCAGCAGCCUAGUCUUAGGGCAGAGAAAAUUAGUAGCUAAGU